CACUGCGCAUGCCCAGCCCGCCCGCUUCCAGAACUUUCAGUGGGAAGGCUACAGGCAUAGCUCACGCCGCCGCCGGUGCUACUGCUGGGUUCUCCUGCUGCUCGUGCUGAUUCGGCCAGAGGAGCAUAUUGAGAGAAAGAAGAGAAAAAUGAAGACAGGACAUUUUGAUAUGGUCACCAUGCUGCUGGCAGCUAUGAUUCUGAUGGACAUUUUCCAGGUGAAGGGUGAAAUGUUAGACAUGGCAGAUAAUGCAUUUGAUGAUGAAUACCAAAAAUGCACGGGCAGGAUGGAAGUCAAAUAUGUUCCCCAAUUGCUCAAGGAGGAGAAAGCAAGCCAUCAGCUCUUGAAGGAUGUGUGGGAAAAUGCAGAAGCCAAAUGGGAAGCCCGGAAGACUCGCAUCGUUGUCCCUAUGAGUUUUAAAGAUAACCAUGGAAUAGCACUGAUGGCGUACGUUUCUGAAGCUCAAGAGCAGACUCCCUUUUACCAUAUGUUCAGUGAAGCUGUGAAGACAGCCGGCCUAUCUCGAAAAGAUUAUGUCUAUGACUUCCAGUUCAAAGCUUUUCAUUUUUAUCUGACAACAGCCCUGCAGUUGCUGAGAAGACCUUGUGAGGACAGUUACAAAACUGUGGUGUAUAGUAUAAGCCAGGAUGUCUCAUUUACAUUUGGAGGGCUAAACCAAGCCAGAUUUGGCCAUUUCGUCUUGGCGUAUUCAGCCAAACCUCAAGCUGCUAAUGACCAACACAUUUUGUUAACCAUCCACACGUGCUUUGGAGUCGCCAUUGAACAUUUUUUUGAUAAAGAAAGUGAAAGAAUUAUUUUAAUACCUCUGAAUGAGAUUUUUAAUGUGUCACAGGAUGGGGCCAGCAAUAACCUUAUCCUUCAAAGCACAAACAAGACCUGCAGCCAUUAUGAGUGUGCGUUUCUAGGUGGACUAAAAACUGAAAAUUGUGUUGAGAACAUGGAACAUCAUCUACCCAUCUAUAUCUACAACCCUGGUGAGAAAGACCAGAACCUUGAAGACCCUGGAAUGAAAAGCCAGGAACCCACUGUCUUACCUGGUAUGACAAGCCAUGAACCCACCCAAAUACCUGGAAUGAAAAUUCCAGAAGCUUUUUCACUACCAGGAAUAAAAGUGGUACAACUGGAUGAAAAACCUGAAGACAAAAGUCAAGAAGAUAUUGGCAAUCCUGCUCCAGGUCCAGUUCCAGGUCCCAAAACCCAUCCAUCUGCAUCCUCUGGAAAAAUGUUCCUUCCACCAUUGGAGACUUUCAUCAUUUUAAUCAGUGCUUCUGCUGGAAAUCUCUUUGUUGCUUUGUAGCCUAAUAUAUUCUUUAUUUACUUAAAAUAUACUCAAGGAAUCCCACAGGAAACCAUCAACAGGAAUGAUGUAUUUUUUACUUGUUGGUCAAAGUCACUUGAUAAAAUGAGAACUGAGUAUUUGUUAUUUACUUCGUAAAUUCAGAGUUGUCCAGAUAUGUCAGAGAAUUCAUUUUUCAUUUAUUUCUGUAUUUAUGAUUGCAAAAAACCCUGUGUACUUCUGAUUGAAUUCAAUAAAAGACUUUAAGAUUAUUGGA
Messenger RNA from Ailuropoda melanoleuca (giant panda), 1574 nucleotides. RefSeq names its product ADP-ribosyltransferase 3 (inactive) (gene ART3). Gene Ontology annotation, molecular function: NAD+-protein-arginine ADP-ribosyltransferase activity; NAD+ poly-ADP-ribosyltransferase activity. The transcript has 12 exons. The record is from RefSeq and is a predicted model, not a curated record. Lineage: Eukaryota; Metazoa; Chordata; Mammalia; Carnivora; Ursidae. The coding region runs from base 149 to 1318 and encodes 389 amino acids.